Molecule: messenger RNA, 5479 nt
Organism: Onychomys torridus (southern grasshopper mouse)
Lineage: Eukaryota; Metazoa; Chordata; Mammalia; Rodentia; Cricetidae
Product: fukutin
Exons: 10
Coding region: 107-1492 (461 amino acids)
Cellular component (GO): Golgi membrane
Source: RefSeq, a predicted model, not a curated record
GAGAUUGCCAGAGACUCUUUGAAAACAGGAUUAUCUUCCUGUUUCGUGAAGAAGAUGAAAACAGCUGGGUUACUGUUGAGAACAUCUGAGAGAACUCCACAGACCAAUGAGUAGAAUUAAUAAGAACGUAAUCUUGGCCCUUUUAACACUGACAAGUUCUGCAUUUCUGCUGUUUCAGCUGUACUACUACAAGCACUGUUUGUCACCAAAGAAUGGAACUGGUUCAUCAAAGUCCAAGGGAAACCGAAUUGGAUUUGAUAGCACACAAUGGCGUGCAGUUCAGAAAUUUAUUAUGCUGACAUCCAGCCAAAAUGUGCCAGUGUUCCUUAUUGACCCUUGGAUUCUGGACUUGAUUAAUAAAAACUUGGAACAAGUGAAAAAUACUUCUCAAAGCUCCGCUUCAGACUGCAGGUUUUUCUGUGUUCCAAGAGACUUUACAGCAUUUGCCCUGCAAUAUCACCUAUGGAAGAGAGAGGAUGGCUGGUUUCAGAUAGCUGAGAAUAUGGGAUUUCAGUGCUUAAAGAUUGAAAGCAAAGAUCCUCGGCUAGAUGGAAUCGACUCACUUUCUGGAACUGAAAUCCCUCUGCACUAUGUCUGUAAGCUGGCCACUCACACCAUCCACGUGGUGUUCUUUCAUGAGAGGAGCGGCAACUACCUCUGGCAUGGUCACCUGCGACUCCAAGGACACAUGGACAGAAAGUUUGUUCCUUUUCGAAAGUUACAGUUCGGUCGUUAUCCUGGAGCUUUUGACAGGCCAGAGUUACAGCAAGUUACUGUAGAUGGACUAGAUGUUCUUAUUCCAAAAGACCCAGGACACUUUCUGGAAGAAGUACCACACUCCAGAUUUAUCGAGUGCAGGUAUAAAGAAGCUCGGGCAUUCCUUCAGCAGUACCUUGAAGAUAACACUGUGGAUGCUCUGGCCUUUCGGAAGAGGGCAAAGGAAUUACUGCAACUAGCAGCCAAAACAUUACAGGAACUGGGAGUCCCCUUCUGGCUGAGCAGUGGAACUUGUCUAGGAUGGUAUCGCCAGUGCAGUAUUAUUCCUUAUAGCAAAGAUGUCGACCUAGGAAUUUUUAUACAACACUACAAACCUGAUAUUAUUUUGGCAUUUCAGAAUGCUGGACUUCCGCUCAAACACAAAUUUGGGAAGGUGGAAGACAGCUUGGAACUAUCCUUCCAGGGAAAAGAUGACGUAAAGCUCGACAUUUUUUUCUUUUAUGAAGAGACUGACCAUAUGUGGAAUGGAGGCACGCAGGCCAAAACAGGAAAAAAGUUUAAGUACCUGUUCCCCAAGUUCACACUGUGCUGGACUGAAUUUGUAGACAUGAAAGUCCAUGUGCCCUGUGAAACAGUUGACUACAUUGAAGCCAACUAUGGUAAGACCUGGACGAUUCCUGUCAAGACAUGGGACUGGAAGAGCUCGCCCCCAAAUGUGCAGCCCAAUGGGAUCUGGCCUAUUUCUGAGUGGGAUGAGGUUAUCCAGCUGUACUGAGAAUACAAAGUUAAGGAGGGACAUUUCCCAAGAAGAAGGUGGGUAACUGUUUAAAACAGGUGAGAGCCCAGAAGAUAAAGAAAAUGUUUGAAGACAGAAAUGUUCUACCUCGUGGGCCAUCUAAUUAGCUCUGCCAUUCAGCAUUUACUGAGGCAUUUAUACGCCAGGGAAAAUACUAGGUUAUGGUGGUCAGGCGAAGAUGAAUGAGCAAAUGUCUGCCUCCCCCUUGUCAUGUCCAAUUUUCUGUUAAGGGAGUCUCCACCACCUUCUGAAGAGCUGAUGUACAUUGUGAUGUAUUCCAUAAUGAUUCUCUAAACAUUAAAUAAUGUUUAUAGUGCAAAGUGAGAUCGUCAGACAAAGCUAAGGAAGGGUACAUUACUUAGGGAUAAUUCAUUCCUGCCAGCCCUCAGGAUUUAAGCUGCUGUGUUAGUGCUCCUUUUAAGAUUGUUGAAUAUGAGUUAGUAUUUUAGUGAGUGGUUAGACUUUGUGUCGCAUAGAGAAAGACAGUGGCAGACUCAUUUUACAACAGUGUGAUCCACAGUUGACUUAAAACACAGGGUGAUUUAUAAAGGAAGUUGAGAGGCCAUUUCAAGUCUUGUCAAGUAUACUCUUUUCAUAUCUGAAGUGAGAAGUUGAUGCCUUUGUGAUGCUUAAAUUUCCAACAUCAUAGGAAUAGUGUCACUGACCUGCAGUGGUACUUGGUAAGUCACUCAGUCAUGCUGCCCAAAAGUUGUGAUUUCACAGAGUUUACUUUGCUGAUUUCAUUCUCAAUCGCUGUUAGACUUAAAAAAAAAAUAGGAGUUUUUCAUGCAUGGUUUUCUAUUUCCUGAACUCUUCCACCCUUAAUUUGAACGUUGACACUAAAUACUAGUAGAUAUACCUCUGAGUUUUCUAAAUAUACCCUUUAUUAUUUAUCAACCGUACCUCUGUUUCUUUAAUCAAUAGCCUACACUCUUAAUUGAUUUAGCAUAAAGAUAUGACUGUUCUUCUAUCCAAUAUUACUUCAGGUUUCCAUAAUGGAGGGUUCAUUUGAACCUGAUAACUCUUCCUCAUUCCAAAUCACUCCUUUUAAAUCCUGUGUCCAUUUUUAGAUUUUCUUUCUACUGAGUGUAAUAGUGAAAGGGCUCAGACUUCCCAACUACCAAGUACUACACCUGCUGGACCCCUUGACCUCCUUUUUCUUCUCAAAAUACACUCGGGAGUAGGCUGGGUUGGCUGUAUGCAUCUCUGUACCUGUACUUAAGUGAUGUGCUCUAAAUGAGAUAUGCAAGGCAGUCUGGCAAAUGCCUGGAAGAGGAGGUUCUCUACUCUCUACUGCUUAGGGAUGCUUUCCCUGGCAGCCUGACAGAUUUCCCUUUGGAACUAUAGUUACUAAAAUGGAAACCAGAAUAUCUAAGGGAAUGGGCUGGCAGAAAUUUAAAAAAAACAAAAACCAAAACAUCCUUGGGGGAUGUCACUUGAAGCCACCCACUUCCAAAUUUUAAAAUCACAUAAAAUCUCUUUGAUAGAUCAUAAACAACAGUUUGUGAGGAUACAUCCUUCAUGUAGGAAUAUUGAGUCUCAUCAUAGCUGUCAUAAUCAUAUUUUCAGGAAACAAAUUACUGACCAUAAAUAAUUCCUCCCUAGAAAAUACAUAGAAUAUGUAUCCCAUGUUUUAGAUAGACAACCCUAAUUUCAUUUUUUUUGUGUGUGUGCACCAGAAAUAAAACAGAUUAUAAUAAUUUUCUUGAGAAAAACCCACCCUAUCUGGAGAGAACCGUUUGCUUAUACUCGGUAUCCAGAAGUAAGUUCACUCACAUCACAUUUCUUGAAAGCUCCCAUCUUCUGCCAGGAGAUCUCACCUACUCAUGUUCAAGUUACUUCAUUUGUGUCCAUCUUUGGAGUUCAAAGAAUGGAAGUGUCCAGAAUACAGGCAGUCUUGGCCCAUGGUCAGAGGUUCUAUAUUCCUCCCUACACAGAGGACAGCUAAACUUCUUGUCUUCCCUCUAGUUUGGCAUUAAUGUUUAAGUUCCAACCUGUCUUGCAGAAAAUGAAAGCCAUUCUCCCAGAAGUCGAAGGUGAGGUUUGCCUCUCAAAAUCAUCCCAUGAUUCAGUCACAGUGACACCUAUGCUUCUUAACCUUUGAACUCUGCUGAGUGUCCAGAGACCUUGGGUUAGGUGUGUCCAUCCCCUGUACCUUCUCAGAUCACUUUGUCUUUCCUCCCUGAAUAUACCAGUGUUCUUCUCCUAUAUGACUACUUUCUGGUCCCAUUGCCUGGCUUGCUUGAAUAUACCUUCUCUAGUUACUUGUUGGUGGUUAUGUAACCAAGGUUAUCUCCAGAAGGACCCUGAGAAGCAAAUGUUUUCUCAGUUUGCAACAGCCAACUACUCCAAGCAUGGGGCACAUGCCAUGCUCUUGGCAGCAGUUAUUGACAUCAGGCUACCGAGAUAAAAUGCUGGUAACCACAACUGGGCAUCACUAAAAAUAUCUGACCAGUUAGAGAGCAGGCUUCCCAGAUUCCCUAGCUGCAGACCCCAAAAUGUGGUCCCUGUGUACUAAGGGAAACAUUCAUUCUAGCCCACAUUUUCUCAGCCACUGAGUAAUCUCAGGAAGGAGUGAGCUGAGCAAAAGAGCUGAGGUCAAGAUCCAAGCAUUCUGUGACUUCUAGUGUGCUUCUGUCUGCAGUCCUGAGAUUAGUUCUUUGUGUGGCCUCCAUGACAUGUCACUACAGUGUCUCAGUGACAUGUGCUUUGGGGUGUUCCUGCCAUCCCCACUGAAGGCCUGAGGUAACAAAAGACGCUAAGGAGGAAUGUUUUUUUUCUUGUCCAAAAUUGUUUAACUAAGACACAGAAAUUGCAGGUGAGAAUACACUUCCUUACUCAGAAGUGGCAUGACAGAAGUUGCUUAGAAAUAAAAUGGGGGUGGGAUACUGAUGAGAUGGCUUAGCAGGUCAAAGCACUUGUCACCAAAUUGACAACUUGAGUUUGAUCCCAGGACCCAUAUGGUGCAAUGAGAGGAUUGACAAAUGGCCUAUGACCCCUGCAAACCUCUCUAUGCAAUGACUCACAGAACCAAAGCUUUGGAAUGCUUAGUCUUUUACUACCUGCCCUGGGUAGAUUUGUGGCUAGGAGAGUCUGCUUGCCCAGCAUGUGUGAGGCCUGCGUCAGUACAAAGCACCAGAAGUCUGAGCAGAAGGAUUACCAUGUUCAAGGCCAGCCUGGGCUACAUAGUGAGUUUCAACCCAUCCUGGGCUACUGUGUAAAACCCUAUAUUGAGGGAGGAAGAAAGAGGGAAGAGAGAGAGAGAGAGAGAGAAUGAGAAUAUACUUAUGUCAAUCAUCUGUCCCCAAACUUAUGUUUUUUUCUAAUCCAGGCAAGACUCAGCAGGGUAUGUAAUGCUAUUUUAAGUCACUCCACUUUAGAGCAAAAUAAUAAUUGUAGUUAAUGUUAGACAAACAGACCAAUUCCGUGUUGAGAUCUGUUAUAUAGUACCAGUAAGCAAAUAUAAAUUUUCUGAGAAAUUUGUUUCUGUACCCUCUCCCCUAGGCUAGAAUUUGUCACUCUAAUUCCAGACCUAACCUAAUAGAAUUUCUCUGAGGGCCCAUGUAGUCAUUCAAACUUCUACUUAUGAGUAGUUUCACAGAAGGGAAUAUAUAGGAAAGCUUUGUCAUAUAAGGUAUUCUGUCAUACACUUUAAAAACUCUAAGCUCUUACAGCCUUCUGGCAAUUUAUUCAAAGCAUGAAAACUAGUUCAUGAGUUUGUUAAAUGCAAAUCAUGUAGCGCUGUCAACAUGUGUAUGACUGUGAAACAUAUAUGUGAAUUUUCUAGACAAAGUAAUAUUUUAAACAUGAGAUUUUAGUGUAUGCAUACCAGUUUACUAUUUGUUUUUUGUUUUAAGGUAUAGUUUAUGGUACUGCUGAAAACACUUUUAAUAUUAUUACUGUGAUCUGAAUUUGUAAUAUAUAACCUACUUUGGGAUGAUUAAUAAAAUGUUUUAAUCUCUUGUG